UCUCUUUAUGCUUUUUAAUUAAAAGCUAGUCUUGACUUUUCAUUCUGGAUAAUAUGAUAAUUUCGUUGUUUUGUCGGAUGAGAAACUCGAUAGAUGCUUACUAACUUUAAAAGUUGUCCUACGUGAAAGACUUUGUUAUUUCGGAAUAAAAAUAAUUGAUUAAGUAUAUCGCAUGAUAUUUACGUAAUCGAAUAUGCAAAUACAUCGAUCCAUGCUCUUUAUAAAUAAACCAAGAAGUCUCCCUCUCUUUAACUAAAACUCUCCACUGCUCUCUCUCUCUCUCUCUCUCUCUCUCUCUCUCUCUCUCUCUAGAUCUGUAGAUAAAAAAUACAAUUACAUAUAUACGGUGAGAGUGUGUGAUGAAGAUAAGGUAUUGGCAGAAGUCUAGAGGAUACGAAAGGCUUGAUGGUUCGGCGAAGAAAGCGAAAUCUGGUGGGAGAAAUGUGAAGCGAGUCAAGUUUGAUCGGACCAAGAAGAGACGGUUUUGGAGGAUCAAGAUAGUGCCGAAGCUGAGGGUCUUGAAAAAGGCGUCGCCUAAGAAGCUUUUAACGUGGCUUCGAGAUGCUUACGUCAAUAUGAUGCUGAGCUUCGCAAAUUCUCGGGUCAUUGAGUCGUCUUACGGGUUCGGUGAAUAUGGGUACGGGUCGGGGUUAGCGUCGAGGGAGUAUGAUGAGAAGAAACUGGUAGAGAUUUACAAAUCUAUGUUGAUGGCGCAGGGGUCUCUCGUACACCGCGACGUACCUAAACUUUCGGCUGAUUCUAUAAAACUUUCACCUCUUAUGUAAUUACAUCGAUUUAGUUGCACUAAAACAAAAUAUAUAUGGGGAUUAUCGAUGUUAAAGUUGUGAUUGUAAUCUGUGUUAAAGUUACAGUUCUGAAACUAUCAAAUACUAUAUUAAUCAAAUAAUAGUGGAUCCAACCUUUUAUAAAAUGGUUUGCAUUUAUGAGGUGUUGGCAUGGAGAAUAAUUUAGUGUAAUGUUUUCGAAUAAUAUAAGUAUUUGGUUGACUUUUGGUUUGCUUGACCAACUACAAUCGUAUCUUUACUUGUGGUUAUGAUU
This is a messenger RNA of Brassica napus (rape), 1059 nucleotides long. RefSeq lists its product as uncharacterized. The record is from RefSeq and is a predicted model, not a curated record. Lineage: Eukaryota; Viridiplantae; Streptophyta; Magnoliopsida; Brassicales; Brassicaceae. Bases 360 to 785 code for a protein of 141 amino acids. The transcript has a single exon.